Molecule: messenger RNA, 381 nt
Organism: Sclerotinia sclerotiorum 1980 UF-70
Lineage: Eukaryota; Fungi; Ascomycota; Leotiomycetes; Helotiales; Sclerotiniaceae
Exons: 2
Coding region: 1-381 (126 amino acids)
Source: RefSeq, a predicted model, not a curated record
AUGCACUUCUCCGCCCCAGUCACUCUUCUUGCUGCCUUCUGCACUUUGGCUACAGCUAUGCCAGCAGCCAUCUCAGCUACCGAGACAGCACCGGUCAUUACAGCAACAAUAUCCCCUCAUAGGAUAACCCCCGACGCCAACCAGGCAAGCGUCAACGCCUACUCUGGAAGUUCUUGCGACGGAACCUCAACUUCAUUCAACGUCGUUGGCUCUGGAGCAUAUUCAUGUACUCCUGUUACCAAUGUGCGCUCCAUUGAAGUCUCAGAGAACCGAUGCGCAACUUACGUCUGGUCUGGAAACAACUGUGAAGGAAGCAGCACUCACAUUACCGGCAAUUCAUGCUUCAGCGUUCUCUUCGCUUCAGUCUCUGUUCAAUGCUAG